AAGCCAAGUCCCUGUCUUCCAACAGGAGCGUUCACCCAGGCUCACCUCCCACCUUGCCGUUUGCCCUGGAGAGGCGCUGACAUGAGAAGUGAGGAAUUGUAUUAGCGCGCCCUGCUCGGCGCUGGGGCAGGCGGGCGUUGCAGCAGUCCAGGCAUCUGCUGGGAUUGUGGCGUGGUGAUUGGAGCUUUCAGCACGACCCUUGCACUGCCCUGAGGCUGGGAAGGCUGUCACUGCUGCAGGAGGUAAAAUAAGAACAUGGCAUGAUGUCCUUUGGAAAAGGAGCCAUGGCAGCCAUCAGGAAGAAGCUGGUGAUCGUGGGAGAUGGUGCCUGUGGGAAGACGUGCCUGCUGAUCGUGUUCAGCAAGGACCAGUUCCCCGAGGUGUACGUGCCCACCGUGUUUGAGAACUACAUUGCUGACAUAGAGGUGGAUGGGAAGCAGGUGGAGCUGGCCCUGUGGGACACAGCAGGGCAGGAGGACUAUGACAGGCUGCGGCCGCUCUCGUACCCCGACACUGACGUGAUCCUCAUGUGCUUUUCCAUCGACAGCCCGGACAGUCUUGAGAACAUCCCUGAGAAGUGGACACCGGAGGUGAAGCACUUCUGCCCGAGCGUGCCCAUCAUCCUGGUGGGGAACAAGAAGGACCUGCGGCACGACGAGCACACGCGGCGGGAGCUGGCCAAGAUGAAGCAGGAGCCGGUGAAGCCAGAGGAGGGGAGGGACAUGGCCAACAGGAUCAAUGCCUUUGGCUACCUGGAGUGCUCGGCCAAGACGAAGGAGGGGGUGCGGGAGGUGUUCGAGAUGGCCACGCGGGCCGGCCUGCAGGUGCGCAAGAGCAGGAGGCGCCGGGGCUGCCCGCUGCUGUGAGCCCUGUGCUGCCCUGUGCCCUGUGCUGCCCUGUGCUGCCUUGUGCUGCCCUGUGCCCU
Molecule: messenger RNA, 925 nt
Organism: Ficedula albicollis (Collared flycatcher)
Lineage: Eukaryota; Metazoa; Chordata; Aves; Passeriformes; Muscicapidae
Gene: RHOC
Product: ras homolog family member C
Exons: 5
Coding region: 261-866 (201 amino acids)
Biological process (GO): small GTPase-mediated signal transduction
Cellular component (GO): neuron projection
Molecular function (GO): GTPase activity; GTP binding
Source: RefSeq, a predicted model, not a curated record